ACCAAGCAUGAGAGAGGAGGAGCCCUCCAGUGAUGAUCAACCUGAGGGAGGGGUGGUGUCUAAUGAGGAGAACAUGGUAAAACCACCUUCUAACGCCUGUCCUGUUGUUGUACCCACACCAGGCGUCAAUGGACGCAAACGGCAGACAGACUCACACAUGGUGGACCACGUUACCACAAUAACUCCCACCACUUCAGCAGACGGCAAGGUCACACCAGGGGACAACAUCCACAUCUACACCCGAACUGGACCCAAAAGAAUCAAGAAUAGCCCUCAAGAUCGGUCGCCUUCCUCCAGCCAGUCCCUUUCUCCUGUCCCUGGUCCAAGUCCUGGAAGUCUCUCGGGUCUGGAGGAUCCACACGGCCAGCGAGUGAUCGCCAACAUCAGGGAGCGCCAGCGGACACAGUCCCUAAAUGACGCCUUCGCCUCAUUGCGCAAGAUAAUCCCAACGCUGCCGUCGGACAAACUGAGCAAGAUCCAGACCCUGAAGCUGGCAUCGCGCUACAUCGACUUUCUGUAUCAGGUUCUGCAGAGCGAUGAGAUGGACUCUAAGAUGGCCGGAUGUAACUACCUGGCCCACGAGAGACUCAGCUAUGCCUUCUCCGUUUGGAGGAUGGAGGGCGCCUGGUCGAGCAUGUCUGCUGGUCGAUAGCCGCCGACCUGAAGCGAGGUUUGUCUUCUGAUGAAUUCCUCGUGACUGGAAAAUAUUAUUACUUGAUUCAGAGCAAAGGGGGAAGUUUGAACUAUGGCUGCUCACUAGGAAAACAAUUUAAAUGCCUCAGUUAGAUCAUCUUUUUUGCCUCACUGAUGAAGGAUUGGCAAUCUGAUGCUUGUUGGGAGACUCUGUUGAGAUGUGACCCCUUUGUGAAAACUGAAGUUUCAGUGUUGUAAACCUUUGUAUCGGAUCUAUCUACGGAUCAUUUGCUAAAUAAUUUUCUUGUCAAAAGCAGCUCGAGUCACUCAUGGUAGGGA
Molecule: messenger RNA, 972 nt
Organism: Labrus bergylta (ballan wrasse)
Lineage: Eukaryota; Metazoa; Chordata; Actinopteri; Labriformes; Labridae
Source: RefSeq, a predicted model, not a curated record